GACUCCGCAAACGUCUGGCCGCGGCUCUUGAGCUCUUCUAUUAAGUUUCGGUUUCUGAGGCUUGGUUACGUUUCCAUUUCUUAAGUUUCGGUUUCUGAGAGCUCGGGCAUCAGAUUCAAUUUCCAGUUUCAUGUUCUAGCUGGGGCUGGGGUCCCUCCUUCAACAAAGACGCGCCGCGCGGCCGAGUCCCAGGGUUGCAGCGGCGUGGCGGGCGCGCGCGCACGCGCAUCCGCCGGCCCACUGCGCGGCUGCCCUCGGUCCCAGGUGCUGAGGAGAGAGCGCGUGAGGGCCUGCGCCGCCCUGACGGCCUGCAGAGCGUUGCCAUCAUGAGUGAAAUUCCUAAGGACCCCUUGAAGGCCAUUCUGUUGGAGUUAGAAUGUCAUUUUACAUGGAAUUUACUUAAGGAAGACAUUGAUCUGUUUGAGGUGGAAGAUACAAUUGGACAACAGCUUGAAUUUCUUACCACAAAAUCUAGACUUGCACUUUAUAACCUAUUGGCCUAUGUGAAACACCUAAAAGGCCAAAAUAAAGACGCCCUUGAGUGCUUGGAAGAAGCAGAAGAAAUAAUCCAGCGAGAACACUCAGACAAAGAAGAAGUACGAAGCCUGGUCACUUGGGGAAACUAUGCCUGGGUCUAUUAUCACAUGAACCAGCUUGAGGAAGCUCAGAAGUAUACAGGUAAGAUAGGGAACGUCUGCAAGAAAUUGUCCAGUCCUUCUGACUACAAGUUGGAGUGUCCUGAGAUUGACUGUGAGAAAGGGUGGGCACUCUUGAAAUUUGGAGGAAAGUAUUAUCAAAAGGCUAAAGCGGCUUUUGAGAAGGCUCUGGAAGUGGAACCUGACAAUCCAGAAUUUAACAUCGGCUAUGCUAUCACAGUGUAUCGGCUGGAUGAUUCUGAUAGAGAGGGAUCUGUAAAGAGCUUUUCUCUGGGGCCUUUGAGAAAGGCUGUUACCCUGAACCCAGAUAACAGCUACAUUAAGGUUUUUCUGGCACUGAAGCUUCAAGAUGUACAUGCAGAAGCUGAAGGGGAAAAGUAUAUUGAAGAAAUCCUGGACCAGAUAUCAUCCCAGCCUUAUGUCCUUCGUUAUGCAGCCAAAUUCUACAGGAGAAAAAAUUCCUGGAACAAAGCUCUCGAACUUUUAAAAAAGGCCUUGGAGGUGACACCAACUUCUUCUUUCCUGCAUCACCAGAUGGGACUUUGCUACAGGGCACAAAUGAUCCAAAUCAAGAAGGCCACACACAACAGACCUAAAGGAAAGGAUAAACUAAAGGUUGAUGAGCUGAUUUCAUCUGCUAUAUUUCAUUUCAAAGCAGCCAUGGAACGAGACUCUAUGUUUGCAUUUGCCUACACAGACCUGGCCAACAUGUAUGCUGAAGGAGGCCAGUAUAGCAAUGCUGAGGACAUUUUCCAGAAAGCUCUUCAUCUGGAGAACAUAACCGAUGAUCACAAACAUCAGAUCCAUUACCACUAUGGCCGCUUUCAGGAAUUUCACCGUAAAUCAGAAAAUACUGCCAUCCAUCAUUAUUUAGAAGCCUUAAAGGUCAAAGACAGAUCACCCCUUCGCACCAAACUGACAAGUGCUCUGAAGAAAUUGGCUACCAAGAGGCUUUGUCACAAUGCUUUGGAUGUGCAGAGUUUAAGUGCCCUAGGAUUUGUUUACAAGCUGGAAGGAGAAAAGAGGCAAGCUGCUGAGUACUAUGAGAAGGCACAAAAGAUAGAUCCAGAAAAUGCAGAAUUCCUUACUGCGCUCUGUGAUCUCCGACUUGCCAUUUAAAUACACACUCUAGGAAAUUAGCUCUAAGUUUUUCCCUCCAUUUUGGGUUCUUCUGUUUUUUUUUUGUUUUGUUUUGUUUUGUUUUAAUCCAUUGUUUAUUAUAGAACUAAUAUUUAUUGAAUAGUUAUUGUGUACCAAGCAUUGUGCUAAAUACUUUAUAUGCAUUAUGGCAUUAUGAUGAAUCUUGUGUAGUUUUCUUUCUUUUUUCUUUUUAAUUAAAAUACUAUAAUCCGUUGAGAAAUAGCAAUAUUCUAGCUAUUGUAACUUUUAAAAAUCGUAUGGCCAUUAGAUCUGAGCUUUUUAUCUCUGCUCUUUAUAACACUUUGCAGAUUACAUUUUGGCAAAUUUCUCAUAUUAUGUAGUAAAUAUAUUCCUAUGUAAACCUUUGAUACCUAGAUCAGGAAUACUCUUCCAGGAGUACAAAAUUACAUUAUUAAUAGUUAAGCUCUUAACUAUGUAGUUUGCAAAAGACAGCACUUUUUAGUUACAUGUUAGUUAAAAGUUACACUUUUUAGUUAGAUGUUUUGACUUUGAUGAGGAUAUUUAGCUAUCAAUCUAAUAGUCACCUAAAAUAUCUUUUUUGUUGGAAAAAAGUUUAUAAUAAAAAAGUUUGUCAUCUCUAGUGACUUCAAUAAAAUGAAAACACUAGAAGAGAAGAAAAAAGAUUUCCUCAAAUUUUAAAUAUGUAACUUCAGGAAUUCAAUCCCCAAAUGUCUAUUAAGUAGUUAGAAAUAAUUAUGUGGGAAAACAAUAAAUAAUGGAAAAUAGUGAGUCUCAAAUUGUUUUUUUAAAUAAAAAAAAAAUCUACAAUGAAUCUAUAUGCAAUUAAUUUUAUUACUUCCAGCUAAAAUUACAAUAUUUUUAGGUUAAAAUUACUGAGAUAUAAAGCAGCCAUUGGGAAAUUGGGAGAAAUGAUAAACAAAUGGAAAAAGAAGAUGUCCCUAACCUACCCCCAUAGAUUACCAAUAUUUCACUGUACUAGUUUUGAAUCUGUUCUGAAUAGCGUUUUUAUACCCUCAAUUUCUGGCCUUUGGCUAUUGUAGCAUUUCAAAGUGACUUCUAUGAAGCUUUUUUUUUUUUAAUGUGAAAUUUUCAGAGUGUUGUUUUUUUCAUGUAGUUACUCCAGGAAGAGUUAAGCGAGGCUUUCAGUUUUAAUAUCCACCUUGAGGGGUUACUGCUUGAGGGCUUUUAUCCCAGGAGACUUUUUAAUUCGGAUGUUACUUAAUGUGGCUUAUCUAAUGUAGUUUCUUUGAUUAUAGACUACACAAUUAUGUACCAUCACAGUAUUAGUGGAAACGUACCAUGUGAUUUAAUUCUCCAUUCCUCCAAUGUAACUCUUAAAAUUA
Piliocolobus tephrosceles (Ugandan red Colobus) is the source of this 3121-nucleotide messenger RNA. RefSeq names its product interferon induced protein with tetratricopeptide repeats 5 (gene IFIT5). Gene Ontology annotation, molecular function: protein binding; RNA binding. Bases 327 to 1775 code for a protein of 482 amino acids. Gene Ontology annotation, biological process: defense response to virus. Gene Ontology annotation, cellular component: cytosol. Lineage: Eukaryota; Metazoa; Chordata; Mammalia; Primates; Cercopithecidae. The record is from RefSeq and is a predicted model, not a curated record. The transcript has 2 exons.